AUGUGCUACUACGGCAGCUACUACGGAGGCCGCGGCUACGGCUGGGGCGGCUUCGGGGGCCUGGGCUGUGGCUAUGGCUCCGGCUGGGGCUGGGGAGGCCUUGGGGGCCUGGGCUGUGGCUAUGGCUCCGGCUGGGGCUGGGGAGGCCUUGGGGGCCUGGGCUAUGGCUGGGGAGGCCUUGGGGGCCUGGGCUAUGGCUGGGGAGGCCUUGGGGGCCUGGGCUAUGGCUCUGGCUGGGGGGGCUAUGGAUACUCUGGCUUCUACUAA
Molecule: messenger RNA, 267 nt
Organism: Myotis lucifugus (little brown bat)
Lineage: Eukaryota; Metazoa; Chordata; Mammalia; Chiroptera; Vespertilionidae
Product: keratin-associated protein 19-3-like
Exons: 1
Coding region: 1-267 (88 amino acids)
Source: RefSeq, a predicted model, not a curated record